CACACACACAUUACUGUAAAGAACUCCCAUCACCACAGUUGAAAGGAUUCAUAAUUACCUCACGAGUGACGUGCUUUCAUCAUCAGCAGCUGGGAACCUUGUUAAACACAUGCACCCUCCUCCCCAUCCCCUCUCUGCCUGCCUGCCUGCCAGCCAUCCGCAGAAGAGUGCAAGAGCAGCGGGAGCUCUCCGCCAGCCAACGCCAACGCGGAGCCAGGGACCACACACACUCACUCACACUCACUCACUCACUCCCUCACUCACUCACACACAUGCAGCGACUCCCCUGGCUCAGAGUGUGAGCUCUCACACGCCGCCCACUCUGCAAUCCGAAGCAGGAGGAAACCCAAAAUAUGGACUGGAGAUAUCUCCUGAAUUGAGACUCACAGAGAGAGAGAGAGAGAGAGGUGGUGAAGUGGAUGUGGGUGGGAGAGAGUCUCAUGACUGCAACAUGCUGUGUGAGGCAGUCCCAGUGAUCAGUGCUGAAACUGGAUUGUCCCGGGUAUCCCCGCCGGUGUCCAAGACUUUCAUCUGGAGGGAACUUCUGACAGGAAAACAAAUCUGCUAUCUCCUGGAAAACUGAACGAGGACUUGAGAGGAAAGACUGAGGAUGCAAUUGCUGGCAAAUUGCAGGUCCUGACGAGGCAGCCACAAGGAGUUGGAGGAAGAGGGAGGAGAAGCCGAGAGGGAAACAGAGGGAAGAGCGCGGUGCUCCUGGCCCGCAGAUGGAGCCGGAACCGUAGCCAUGGAGCCGGUUUAGACCCCGAUGCGUACCCGGGGCGGGGCGGGAGGGAGGGGAAGAUGACACAGCACCUCCCGCCCAGCCAGAGCCGCCAGUUCCACGCCGAGUCACGCCGCCCGGACUACAGCGCCCGCCAUUGCCCCGGACCACCCACCGCCCCAACAGGCCCGGAGCCUGGUGCCGUGCAUCGAGUUGGACAACCCCUCACCCACUCUUGGCCCGACGUGGACAUCGGGGAGUGAGUCUGUUGGACAAUACGACUGAGCAGAGUCACCCACUGCUCCCCGACCUUUCCUUUUUACCUCGCCCUGACUUUUAUUUAACCCCAAUUGACUUUUUUUAUCUCCACUCUUGAGUUUUCUUUUCACCCUAACUUUUAUUUAACCUCUGCACAACUUUUUUUUACCUCACAUUGACAUUUUUUUAACCUCGCUCUCUUUUUUAACUCUACCUUGACUUUUUUUUUAACCCCACCCUGAUUUUCUUUUACCCCCAACUGACUUUUCAAACUUAAUUUUGACUUAUUUUUGCCUCCUUAUUUAUUUUUUACCUCACCUUAAAUUUUUUUUUACCUCACCUCUACUCUGACAAUUCUUUUUACCUCAACCCCCCCCUACCCCCCCAGUGGAAGACGCCAUUGGACACCAAGGCCUCGUCUCCAUCAGUGGUGAUCGUCUCUUCCCGUCGCUUUGGGGUAAAGAGUCGUCCGCCAUUUUACGGGGCCAUCAACAACCCCCUCCUCCCCCCCCCCCCCACCCCCAGGUCUUGUCCAGGUAGGCUCCAUGCCUCGCCCGUCCCGUCAGAGGCCAAGCGAAGGCCUCUGAGGCCAAACGCGGGGAGGAAAGGAAUCCAACAACAACAACAACAGUUAGGGCGCUGUCGGCGAGCCGACCUCCCUCCCACAAAGCCGAGGUUGUCCUUGUGAGGGAGGGAGGGAGGCGGGAAUAAUGGUCAGUCGGCAGGGCAACCGUCCACUGGUUUCCAACGUUCACUCCCACUCGGAGCCCGCCAUGACGGUCAGGUCGGUGCUGUUGAAGCGCGACCCCGGGCGCUCGAUGGAGGGCGAGAGGAUUCACCACCGCCGGCGGCACAAGACGCAGCAGGUCCGCUUCAAGGACUUGGCCGACGGGCCUGAGGAGGUGGUGGUGGGGGGGAGGACUCCCGAGGGCAAUUGCCAAGGGAUGCCGGCCCUUCGGAACUGGUACCCGGCCCGGCCCUGCUCCCUCACCCUCCCCAUGCCCCGCAAGGCCUGCAUGAGCACCGCCAUCCAGACCUCGCCCAGCCUCCAGAAACACUUCCCCGCCUGCCGCGCCCGGAGUAAGAGCGUCAGCGACCUGGGCGCGGAGGACGAUAAGGAGGAAGGAGGGGACCCUCCGUCCGACCACUGCCCCGCCCCCGAGCUGGCGGAAGGCCAGGAUGCGGAGGAGGAGGAGGGGGAAGAGGACCAUGAAGGGGUGGUCAAGGAGCAGCAAGAGGCAGCGAUGAAUGGGAGGAUGGUGGAGACAGUGGCCACGGCCUGCAGGGAACACUGUCCUUCCACCCAAGAUAGAGAGAAGGUUUGUGAGAAGACCUCUGAGGAGGUCUCCGAGAAGGUAUUGGAGGAGGUCUCCCAGAAGGUCCAAGACUACAACUCCAACGGUUCUUCUGCAUGCCAUCGCGCUAAAGAUACCACCGUUCCCAAGGCGGUCCCAGAUACCCUCUUGGAGGGCAACUUCAAAGCAUUUAUAGCCGGGCAGCACUGUGCAACUAAGGGUGUGAGAAUCCUCUCUGCCAAACCCUGCUCUCCCAUCUCCAAGGUGAGUCCGCCAUCAUCCAAAGACAAUGACAUGGACAGGUACUCACUGAGCCAGAGGCCGUGCCACAAACUGAAAGCUCCGCGGCACGAUUUGGACGGGGACCUUUCCGACUACGGAAAGACGGAGCCUAGCCCAACGAACCCCAACCACACUCUCGCCAAGGACCAAGUUUGCACCUUCCCCAAAUCCUGCUUGAAAACUCCGCUCAAUCCCAAACAGCCUGGCGUCUCCCAUCGGACCGACCAAUCUCAGCUCUGCAUCUCGGUGGUGGACCACUCGCAACCGACCGAUGUCAAGAACCAACCAUCCCAGCCUCUCGCCAAGUCUCCUGUCCGAUCGGGAGAAGGCCACUCGGGGCCGGCACUGAAGGCCGACGUCCGACUGGAACUCGUGCUGAGUGGUGGAAACCCUCAGGCCAAUGCGACAGAGCCGGCCGCUGCAACAGGGAGCCAAGGGCCUAAGUCAGGUCGGAAUACUCAAUAUGAAAUCACUUCUCUCCAGUCCAGACUACAGAACAUGGAGGAUGUCCUGCAGACCAGCCAGCAGACCAUCAAGGUUCUACUGGAUGUCAUUCAAGACCUGGAGAAGAAGGAAGCUGUUAGAGAUGGGAGGCAAUCUUACCACACCGGUCAGGACAUUGUGAACUGUGGGACAUGUCGGGACUGUGCCUGCAUUAUCUACAGUGUGGAGCACGACUUCAGACAGCAGGAAGGCAGGUUUCAUCGAGUCCUGAGCUCCCUGGAGACAGAGGCGGGCCAAAGCGCCGAGCUCCCUUCCACACCCAGUAAACAGGGCGACUCACCCACGCCUCGGUUGGCAGCUAGGACAGAGCCGAAAAAAUCUAAAAGGAAAUGCUUUUGGUUCUUGUGAACUUCGGAACUUACCGCUGACGGACUGAUGGAGAGGGCAGUGCAGAAGUCGGCUCUCUGUUUCCCACCUGACUACCACGAGCUUGGAGCUUCCUGCACCAUUGAAGCCUGUGAAAUCCAUGAGGUGACCGUUUUCGGAACACCAGCUUUUUUGAAUUUUCAGACAAAUUGCCGCAACGGAGAAACAAAAAGAAAAAAUGCAAAAAAAAAGUGUUCUACACAUCUGCAGGGUGUAAUUUAAGAAUCCUCUAUUUCCAACAUUAAAUCUAAUUGUUUAACAUUGCUAUUAAACACGUUUGUACAAAGGGGUCGGAGGGGAGGAGGUGAAGGAAGCUCGAGAUGAA
This is a messenger RNA of Amblyraja radiata (thorny skate), 3751 nucleotides long. Its product is annotated as protein INSYN2B-like. The transcript is spliced from 4 exons. Bases 1690 to 3408 code for a protein of 572 amino acids. Lineage: Eukaryota; Metazoa; Chordata; Chondrichthyes; Rajiformes; Rajidae. The record is from RefSeq and is a predicted model, not a curated record.